Molecule: messenger RNA, 1083 nt
Organism: Lingula anatina
Lineage: Eukaryota; Metazoa; Brachiopoda; Lingulata; Lingulida; Lingulidae
Product: protein argonaute-2
Molecular function (GO): RNA binding; protein binding
Source: RefSeq, a predicted model, not a curated record
AUGGCUUCUGAUAGAGGGUUAGGGCGAGGAGGAGGAGCGGAGUUGACCAAUAUUGCCAGGAUAUUUGCUUGGUCUGAUAAUCCUUCCUUGCCUCUUACAACAUCUGUGACUUCUCAUGCGUCCAGUUGGCUCAGUACUAACCAGCCCAGCAGGCCGCCCGAUGAAUCUCUCUGGCAAGCCUCCCAAGGUCUCCCAGGACCGCCGAGUCUCCAGACCACACGGCCUCCGCUAGGAGGAGAUAGCUUGCCUUACCCAGGUAAUAGCUUGCCGUAUCCAGCUUCACAGGGAUUGGCCGGGCCGCCCGGGUUACAACCCAGCAGAUCGAGUUUUGGAGGAGACAUUUUAGGCAUUUCUGGGUUGCCCAAUCUUCCUAAUUUGACAAGUCCACCAGGCCCUCCUGGUCCCCCAGGCCCCCCGGGACCCCCAGGCCACCCUCCAGGGCCCCCGGGGCACAUGCCAGGACCCCCGGGACAGCCAGGGGGACUACCACCAGGCCCGCCGGGACCCCCAGGUCCACCGGGACAGCCAGGACCUCCACCCUCUGCCCCAGGACAGCCACCGCCACCGAUCGAGUUCACGUGUCCCGCUCGCCCCAAUCACGGUGUGGAGGGGCGUCCCAUCUUGCUCCGAGCCAACCAUUUCCAAGUGCGAAUUCCCAAAGGAUACAUCCACCACUAUGAUGUGGCCAUCACGCCGGAUAAGUGCCCAAGGAGAGUAAACAGAGAGAUUAUCGAGACAAUGGUGCAAGCGUAUCAACAGAAGAUCUUUGCUGGCCAGAAGCCUGUGUUUGAUGGGAGGAAAAACUUGUACAGCAGAGAUCCACUCCCCAUUGGCAGGGACAAGGUGGAGCUGGAGGUUACUCUGCCAGGAGAGGGCAAAGAUCGCGUGUUCAAGGUUUCCGUGCGCUGGGUCGCUCAGAUCAGUUUAUUUGCCUUAGAGGAGUCAUUGGAAGGGCGCACUCAUCAGAUUCCCUUCGAAGCAAUUCAGGCUCUUGAUGUGGUCAUGCGCCAUUUGCCGAGCAUGACGUAAGUUUUGUUUUCCAAUAGAUUUUUUUAGAAUGCUUGAAAUGAAAAAAAAAAAAAA